AUGCUCGCCAUCAUCAUCGGCGCGCUCGCCCUCUUCUUCCUCCUGCUGCGCCCGCUGUACAACUACUUCCGCCAUAGAGCCAACGCCCGGCGCCUCAACUGCCGCCCACCACACACCAAACACUACAAAUGGCCAUUCGGCAUCGACGGCAUCCGCCGCUUGGAGCAGGCAGACAAGCGGGACAUGGUGUGCGAUGAAUUCUUCACCAUCUACAAGGAGGAAGGCGCCGCAACUUUCCAGCACUGGCUGUUCGGCCAGAGGCAGAUCAUGACCGCAGAGCCUCGCAACGUCCAGGCCAUCUUGGCCACGCAGUUUUCCGACUUUGAGAUCCCCGUUAUCCGACAGAAUAGUUUCUGGCCGAUGUUGGGACAGGGCAUUUUCACGGCCAAUGGCCAGAUCUGGUCACACUCGAGAGCCAUCUUGAGACCGCAAUUCACGCGCCAGCAAGUCUCAGACCUCGAGCUCGAGGAGAAGCACGUCCAGCAGUUAUUGAUGCAUAUCAAACCCGACCCGGCAACCGGCUGGGCGCAGCCCACCAACCUAGGCCCCCUAUUCUUCAGACUGACCAUCGACUCGGCCACGGAAUUCCUCUUUGGCCAGUCUGUCGAAUCGCAACUCCAAGCUUUGCCCGGCGCAAUGUCAGAAACCAACCCUGCCCACAACUGGCGAAACCUGGCACACCAUUUUGACGACGGCACGAACCAUCUCGCAAAGAGGGCACGCUUCAGUGAUUUGUACUGGCUGCACAAUCCGGCUGAAUUCCGCAAGGAUUGCGAAGAAGUCCACCGCUUUGCAGACCAUUUCGUGCAACAAGCCCUGGAACGCACAAUCGCCGAGGAAAAAGCCGAAGCUGCCGGCGCCGAGAAAAAGCGUUAUGUGUUCUUGCACGAGCUGAUCAAGGAAACCAAGGACCCCAUUGAGCUGCGAUGCCAGUUGCUGCACAUCCUCCUAGCCGGCCGCGACACCACCGCCGGCCUCCUCGGAUGGACCUUCUUCCUGCUGUCGCGUCACCCAGCCAUCUAUCAGAAGCUCAGAGAGACCAUCCUCGAAACAUUCGGUCCGUACGACUCCCCGCGUGAUAUCACCUUUGAGCGCCUCAAGGCAUGCACCUAUCUGCAACACGUCCUGCAGGAAACCCUGCGUCUGUACCCGUCUGUGCCGCUGAACUCGCGCAUGGCCACCAAAGACACCACGCUGCCCACCGGUGGCGGUCCAGACGGCACUAGCCCAAUCUACGUCGCCAAGGGUGAACAGGUCGGCUACGCGGUGUACGUGAUGCAACGACGCAAAGACAUCUGGGGUCCGGAUGCCGACCAGUUCGUGCCAGAGCGAUGGGCGACCCGCAAGGCUGGAUGGGAAUACCUGCCUUUCAAUGGCGGCCCACGUAUUUGCCUCGGUCAGCAGUUUGCCUUGACUGAGGCUGGGUACGUGACUACGCGGCUGGUGCAGCUCUUUGAUAACAUCACAGCGGUGUACCCGGACGAGGUCGAUAAGCAUCAAUACAGUGUCACGAGCGCGCCGAAAGCCGUGCUUGUAAAUUUACAUACUGCUCAGGCAGCUUGA
Talaromyces atroroseus is the source of this 1563-nucleotide messenger RNA. Its product is annotated as Cytochrome P450 52A13. The record is from RefSeq and is a predicted model, not a curated record. The coding region runs from base 1 to 1563 and encodes 520 amino acids. The transcript is spliced from 2 exons. Gene Ontology annotation, molecular function: iron ion binding; heme binding; oxidoreductase activity, acting on paired donors, with incorporation or reduction of molecular oxygen, reduced flavin or flavoprotein as one donor, and incorporation of one atom of oxygen. NCBI's taxonomy places the organism in Eukaryota, Fungi, Ascomycota, Eurotiomycetes, Eurotiales, Trichocomaceae.